AUGGCCACGACGGAGCUGCCGGCGACGCCGACGACGACGACGACGGAGCCCGAGAAGGACGCGGUCCUGCCGGCCUUCCUCAGCAAGACCUUUGAGAUCUUCUCACGCUCCGACUUUAGCCACAUCUGCGGCUGGAAUUCCGCGGGCGACACGAUCAUCAUCCACGACCCGGACGUGUUUGUCAAGCAGGUGCUGCCCCGCUUCUUUAAGCACCGCAACCUGCCCUCGUUCGUGCGCCAGCUCAACAUGUAUGGCUUCCAUAAGAGCGUGCUCGACUCGAACAAGCGCGAGUUCCGCCACAAGAUGUUUCUGCGCGACAAGCCGCAGCUGCUGCACCAGAUCAAGCGCAAGGUCAACACGUCGACCGCGCCGACCGCCGCCGCUGUCGUCGACGCCAAGGCGCGCAACGAGUGGAGCGAAGAGAUCCUCAGCGAGAUGAAGUCGCUCAAGUCGAAGAGCGACCUCAUGGAGAAGCGGCUCCGCGACGUCGAGAUUGACAAUGCGAUCGUCCGUAGCGACAACAUCAAGCUCUGGAAGCAGCUCGAGACCGCGAAGGAAAAGCAGAUGAUCAUGCAAGAGAAGAUGAAGAAGAUCUUCUGGGUCCUCUUCCAGAUCUACCGUGGCAAAGGCGGCCAAAUGGCCAAGCUCGCAACCGACCAGAACGGCGCGAUCCUCACCGACGAUUUGGUGGCCAACGCCAGUCGUGCGGCGCCCAAAGAGUUCCUCGACCGCCGCCACCGACAAGCUCCAACUGCCGAAACCAAUCGGAAAAAACGCAAGUUUGUCGAAGUGCCGCCGCUUCCUGCGAUUGCGGCCGCGACGCCGGUCCUCUCGGACAAGCUCUUUGACAUCCCGUCGACGACAGGCCGGGAAGCAACCGCCAACCUGCUCCUGGGCCCGUCCGAGCCCAAGCGCUUGGCGAUCGAUCGCGGCGUGAAGGCACCCAAGGUGGCCAAGACGACGAACGCUCUUAGCCUCUUCUCGCCGCCGACGGCCUUUCCCAACCUGGAAAAGUCGCACAGCUUCGACAUGCGCCUCCCGGACGGCGCUGAGAUGAACCCCGACAUGCUGCUGGGCCACGGCGACGACCUCAUGUUUCACGGCGACAUCAACUUUAACGACGCCGAUGCCGAGGGCGUGUUCAACCGACUCGAUGACAUUGAGAAGAACUUGCUCCACGAAUACGACGCCACGUCGCUCGACUCGCUUCUCGAGGAGUUUUCCUCGGCCGAUGCGCCGAAAGACCCCAGCGCCAGCUCGGACCUCGAGCUCUUGCCGUGA
Saprolegnia parasitica CBS 223.65 is the source of this 1281-nucleotide messenger RNA. RefSeq lists its product as hypothetical. The transcript is spliced from 5 exons. The record is from RefSeq and is a predicted model, not a curated record. Bases 1 to 1281 code for a protein of 426 amino acids. Gene Ontology annotation, biological process: regulation of DNA-templated transcription. Lineage: Eukaryota; Oomycota; Saprolegniomycetes; Saprolegniales; Saprolegniaceae. Gene Ontology annotation, molecular function: DNA-binding transcription factor activity; sequence-specific DNA binding.